Messenger RNA from Moneuplotes crassus, 2383 nucleotides. The record is from the annotation of a GenBank genome assembly. NCBI's taxonomy places the organism in Eukaryota, Ciliophora, Spirotrichea, Euplotida, Euplotidae.
AUGAACUCAGCAUUGUCACUUGUUCUAGAAUCAAGAGAUAUCUUUGUAGUUGCUUAUAUGGACGACAGCCAGAUAGAAACAAUCAUCACCAUUGGGCUUAGCAAUGGAACUUAUGUACCUACAGCCAAAGUGCAAUCCUCGGCCCCUCUUUAUUCAUCAUCUAGAGCUAUAGAAGCCAUUGGUGAAUAUGGAGAUGAUGAUAAAAUUUUUAUCCUAAGUAAUGGAGGCAAUGAAGCCUAUAUCAUUAUCUACGAUUUCUCUGAAGAUAAGGUGGUUACUACAUAUUAUCUCUCUACUACAAUCAUUCAUGCUAUUGCUGUUAAAUACGGGUAUCUAUAUCUUGGACCUAGAGAAUCUAUUUCCUACAUAGGUACGCUUAGCAAACAUGACUUCCAUGAUACAUUUCUGACUGCUCAGCUUUAUAGUGAAGUAAGUGUAACGAUCCAGUCUUCAGGUACUUUUACCGCGCCUACAUCUGCAACUAUUACAAUGAAUGUUGAGACGGGAAGCAGGACCAUAACGGAUAGUUCUCCAACACUGCUCUCAGAUGUAGAUACACAAACCAUAGCUGUCUACACUGGAAAUUUUAAUUACCAGAAUACAUCAUUCACUGAUAUAACUGUUUCUACUGGAGGCAAGAGUACUCAUGAAAUAGUCACUCCGUGUUAUGUCACCAAUGAUAAUAACUACACUAUGUCUGCUGAAUUGGUCACCAACAAGGAUGGAGACACAAGUCCGAGUUGGGUCACCUUGAAAGAUGAUUUUUCAGCAAUUAUUGUUAAUGCUCCUGAGACCAAGAAUAACGUGGCAACUUAUGAAAUAGGGAUAAACUUUACUUAUCAAAGGAAUUUUCAAGGUCAAACAGCCAAUUAUAGUUUUACCCAGUACAGUUCCAUCAAUCUUUUCAAUUGAGGAAUUUCUAAUUGAGGCGUCUGUGAAGAAUCCACCAAGGACACCUUAUGUAAUGGCUGUAAAAAUGGAUAUGUCCUCUCUCAAGACAAGAAGGAAUGAUCAAAAGAGGUUUUGCCAGUACAGGCAUUUGCAGCAGCCACAACUGUUGUGGUUGUUGCAUCAGCUGGUGUUGCAGCUAUAAAUGCAAUGACUUCAACUAGUUCAGGAUCGAGCUCAGUUUGGUCUGUGGUCAACCAAUACCAACUGUAUCUACUCUUCCCAUUGUUGAAGAGUUAUAUGCCAGCUGAUUUUGUAUACUACCUGACAGAGUUCGAGAUGUUCAAUCUAAAUUUUGGGUUUCUGGACUUUGCCAAGUUCCCGGAGAUAGAGCCAUUCGUGGAAGAUCUAGACUACAAACUUGAUGAUGAGAUCUUUGAAGAAAACGGGUUUAGUUCUGGAAGCUUCUUCGUGAAACAGUUUCAAUUUUUCAAAGCCAUUGCUUUCAUGGGACUAUUCAACCUAGCUUUUGUCGCUGUCUUUUAUUGCAUUCCAGUAUUAAAGAAGAAGAAGUUCACAAAGAAGAUAUUUGAAUGGCUGCUCUCGUUCUUCUUCUUCACUUGCUACAUUAGGCUGGUCUUGGAAGCCUAUCUGUUCGCGUUUAUAAGCUGCAUACUGGAGGUUACGACAUUCUCAGCUUUUCUUGAUAAACCUGUAUCGUAUCAUAUCUCUUUAGUGUUCAUGAUUAUUUUUCUGGUUUUACCAUUCGCUAUAUAUUAUCAUUUUAAGAAAUAUAACGAAGAUGGUCAAAUCGAAGAUUCGUCCAAGUUUAAAGAGUGAUACGAAGGGUAUAAGCCAGGCAAGAAGAACCAACUGUUUGGAGUGGUGUUCCUGACCAGGAGAAUUAUCGUUGCAACUUGUAUUGUUGUCUUUAGGAACUCAGCUGUGUCCAUGAAAUGAACCUUGUUUUUAGUUUUCCAAAUUCUAUAUCUUCAAUAUCUCGUACAGAAUAGACCUUAUGAAUCUGCAAAGGAUAACUUACUUGAAGUACUGAAUGAGGUAAUUUUCCUGUUCCUGAAUGGACUGAUUUGUCUGUUUCAAACUGAAGCUCAAUGGAAAGUAGGAAUGUCCCAGGCCUGCAUUAUGAUUGUCAUGAUCAACGGCUUCCUAGUCUCCAUUAUUGUUGCUAUUGAUGGUCUUAUCAGCCUAAAAAAUUACCUCAAGCAAAAAUGUUGCAAGAGUAAAACAGUAGUGAUCGAUAAUACAACUACCAGAAGAGAGCUAGGAGAUGAGCCUCCUGCUCCCCCGAAAUUAGUUACAGACUUCUUCUCCAAAAGAAAACUUUCAGGUGAAAAAGUUGAAGUAAAAAGGAAAGAAAAUCAGAAUUAUCAAGAAGAACUCAGCAUCGAUCAACAACACAGUCAAGACUUUAUAAAGAGAGGUGCAUUUCCUUCCCCAGAUUACCAGUUCUAACCUUAUCCAUACCCAGACCCCC